GAGGCUUGAAAGAGAAAAAAAUUCAGAACUGUAAUCGAUGUUGUUCCGUGUUCAAUGUUGCCUUCGAAGCUUAUUGUCAAUAGUAAUUUGUUUUUCUAUUUCACUUUUAAUUGUCUCUCCUAAUCAUCAGUAGAUUAUCAGUUUUGUAUGAGAGAGAAAGAGAGAGGAAAAAGUGAUAAUUAGUGAUAAUCCAAGUAACAGAAUGAGAAUUUAUCGCUUCAUGUUUAGUUUAUCAUUCUAAUUGUUGAUUAUCACUCGAUGUCCUCGGGUUACUUAACCGACUCUCAAUCUCUCCCUCCCUCUCUUUAAAUCACUUUUGGCUCACUUUCAAUUCAACAAUCAACGAGUGAACAUCAACUAUUUAAGUUAUAUUUAUUUUCUAUGUGACUCUCAACAAGAUCAAGUUCACAAUUUAAGUUAAUCAUCACCAUCGAAUUUGUUUUUUAAUCUCAAUCAUCAAUUUUGUCUUUUUCUUUGUUACAACAACAACAAUAAUCUUUUGUCAUCACCCAAAAAAGAGACAUUGACUUGUAAAUGUAUGGAGACAACAACAAACCAAUAGAAGAGCAAAAAAAAAAGAUGUCAACAUUGAUUAUAAUCAAAUUGAAAGAAAAUCAGUAAACCAUUUUGGUUAAUCAAGUGAUAAAAGAAAAAGAAUCGGGAUUCUACUUAUACCUGAAUUGAUUUGAAAGAAGUAAAUUGUUAAUCAACGAGUAACAAUUAACAUCGAAUUCUAAAUUUGGUUAUUGGACAAUUGGUUCGAAUCUUUUUUUCUUCUAAUUUUCUUCCUUAUUUUGGAUUCUAUUAUCUUCCAUUCUCAUCAUCAACAUCAUCUUAAUCUAAUUGUUUCAAUCUAUUCAAACAUUACAAUUGUGUUAUCAUCGUAAUCAUCAUCAUUAUUAUUAUAAUAAUUGGAUGAAUGUUCAAUGAGAGAAUCAGUUUAAUUCAUAAUCUCAUCUGAUAUCGAGGAUGAAACGUGUUGAUUUAAUUGUUCACCUUAUCCAAUUGACUUUAAUCGCCUUCCUUGAGACCAUCUCAUGUGAUUUUACCCACGGCCUGGAACCGGAAGACUUCAGCAUGGCCAUAAUCAAUGUCUCUUAUAUCGACCCCGAAACUGGUCGACUUCACAUUCAACGUGAAGAGUUUGGCAAAUAUUUCAACAUUGGACGAAUCGAUCCAGUGAGUGGUCUAGUUGUUCACAUAACUGGACCUGAGGGCGAUUCUCAUGAUGCCUGUCAACCAAUUGAUCCAUCAACAUGGCCCAAUGAACGAUGGGUCGCAUUAGCUGUUUAUGGUAAUUGUUCCGAAGAAAAGAAACUUCGAAACAUCGCCGAAACCAAUGCAUCGGCAGCAGUGAUCUACAAUAACGAAAUUAAUACUCGAUUUAUUCAACUUCACCCGAAAGAGCCCAAAUUAACUUCAGUAUUCAUAUCAAAGGAAAAAGGUGAAGAAAUUGGUCUUCUAAUAAAAAAUGGAGCUCGAGUCAUGAUCCACAUAACAAUUGCCACUCAUGGUAAUUUCCGUUAUUCCAACAUAAAUAAAACCUCAGUUCUCUUUGUAUCAAUUUCAUUCGCCAUUCUCAUGAUUAUAUCUCUCGCCUGGUUAAUAUUUUAUUAUGUUCAACGAUUUCGUUAUAUUCAUGCCAAGGAUAUUCUUGCUAGGAGAUUAUGUAAUGCUGCCAAAAAAGCCUUGGAAAAAAUUCCCACCAAAACUGUGAGCCAAACCGAUUUAACUAAUGCAAUGCAAGGCGAUUUCCCGGAAUGUUGUGCUGUUUGUAUCGAUCCAUUUAAAAUUAACGAUGUUGUAAGAAUUUUACCUUGCAAGCAUGUUUUUCAUAAAUCUUGUGUUGACCCUUGGCUAUUGGACCAACGUUCAUGUCCAAUGUGUAAACUUGAUAUACUUAAACAUUAUGGUCUCAUGGUUGUCAUGGCUUCAGUAACUAAUUUAGAAUGGAUCGAGGAACAAGGUUGAUUAACUAAUUAAUUAAUUAACAACCAAACAAAAUGGAAACAAUGUUUCUCCUCCAUUCUAAACUUGGCGCUUCUUCAACUUGUUCGUCUCCAAUAACAACCAACAACUUAACAUGUGCUCACAUUUGGGAAACUCAAUCAAUUUUUUUUCGUUUUUUGAUCUCCUUAUUUUUAAUUAUCAAUUUAUUUCUUCAAUAGUUAAUCAACUAACUUUUGUUAA
Panonychus citri (citrus red mite) is the source of this 2190-nucleotide messenger RNA. RefSeq names its product RING finger protein 150-like. The coding region runs from base 970 to 1971 and encodes 333 amino acids. The record is from RefSeq and is a predicted model, not a curated record. The transcript is spliced from 5 exons. Lineage: Eukaryota; Metazoa; Arthropoda; Arachnida; Trombidiformes; Tetranychidae.